Brassica napus (rape) is the source of this 756-nucleotide messenger RNA. RefSeq lists its product as uncharacterized. Bases 1 to 756 code for a protein of 251 amino acids. The transcript is spliced from 2 exons. Lineage: Eukaryota; Viridiplantae; Streptophyta; Magnoliopsida; Brassicales; Brassicaceae. The record is from RefSeq and is a predicted model, not a curated record.
AUGGGUGAUGCAAAGGUUUUAGUCGAGAUGGAGCUGGAUAGAGAUUUCCCCAAAAUUAUUGCACUUGAUGAUAAACAAGGAAACAUAUUUCUUGUCAAUGUUGAAUACAUGUGGAUUCCAUCUAUGUGCGAGAGUUGUGAUAUUCCUGUUGUGGAUAUUGAUGUUAUCCUACAAAAUGGGAAUGCAUCAACAACACCAUCGCCACCUGUCCAUCCACAGGUCAAUGCUAACCUCGUCACCUCUACUGCAGCAUCUGAUACUCUUGUGAUUCAGAAUCAGAAUCUAAGCAAUGACUUAGAUGAUCAAGCAUUAAUUCUCCCCAGCCAGCAACCAGAUGUGGUGACUGUUCAAGCCGUUACAUCGGGUCCCUCAGAUCAUUCCAACUUCCAACAUGAAACAGAAAACAGUUUGUUUGCAACUUUAUCACCUUCUUCUUCUCACUCUCAACAAGAGAAGCCUGCUACUCCACCUAGGUCAGUAAGCACUUUAUCCACAUUAGUAGAUUCCCAAUCUACUCCCACUGAUACACAGAUUAUGGAACCUUUUCCAUCAACCAUUAUCAACAACGAGGCUUUAGAAACUUCAGUUGUUGGUCCCUUAACCACGCCACCUAUCCAUUGUGCAUUUGAGAGUCCUUCUCAUUUUACAGUGCUAGGAGAAGUGGAUGAAAUUGAAGUUGAGCCUUCAAGCUCAUUUAACUUGACAAGAGGUGGGAGGGAAUCAAAGCCUCCUAUCAAAUACCAAAGUUUGGAGUAG